CCCACCCAACCAAACAGGUUCUAAUCUCUAUCUGUACGUUACUUUUAUUAUUCUCUCUUUUUUGAUUUGGGUAUUUCUCAUUCCACUCACAAAAACUUCCCUUUUCACCUUCCCAGAAUUCACCCUUCAACCGCUAUCUGCCGCGCCGCCGCCUCCGCCUUUGCUAAACUCUAUGAAUUGCAAGAUAAUUCGGUUUCUAAGGUUUUUAAUCAGCUCUGUAUCAAUUCUCGCCGCCGGUUAAUUUGAAUUGGAAUCAACACUAUUCGAUGCUAGUGAUUGUCGGAAUCUUACUGAUUUUCGGCCUGGUAGUUCGGUACAAGUGGAAGAAUGGGGCUGCGAAGAAGGAGGAGAUUUUGAGGCUAGUUGCUGUAGCCUCGGAAGAGGAGGAAAGAAUUGCUAGGCUUCAAGCUUUUGAAGAAUACAGUUCACCUCCGCAACCUCAGCCGCAGCUCGAGAAGCAACAUUAUUGUGCCGUUUGUCGCAGCCCCACCACUACAAGGUGCUCACAGUGUAAAGCUGUUCGAUACUGGUUGCCUUUUAAUGGUUUGAUUCGCAAUUUGUCAGCUCAAAGGUACGAUGACCACUCUCUUGAGACGAAGAGCUUCAGGGUUGAUUAUGACCCGAGUAUGGUGUCUCUGACAGCUGACAAUUGUUUAGGGUCUUCCUCUUUGCAUGUUAAGUUAAUUAGUUCUGGCAAGUGCCAAAUAAUCCACUGGAGACAAGGUCAUAAGGAUGAGUGUCGGCAAGCAAGUUCACCGGGUGCUGGCUACAAAAGUGGAUAUGAUGUGGAAACUGCUUCAGAAAACCAGUCUGCGACUCACUUGCAAAAUGAAAUGAAAAUUUGUUCUGAUGCCGGUCAAGAAUUUAAUGAUUCUCGAUCUUCAAGUAGCUCGACAUCUUGCUUCUGUUCUUCCACCGAACGUAGUGAAUCAUCAUCUGAUGCAUCUACCAGCGAGGCUGUUGAGUUUGGAACACCUACCCAGCCAGAUAAAGCACUGCCUGUUGCUUUCCGUUCUCACAAGUCAAAAACUAUAUCUCGGUCUUGUGAUGCCGAUGUGCCAACCCCAUCACCAUCUGUUUAUUCAGUUAAUCACCCACCAGGUGGCAGCAAGAUUGAAAAGACGAAGGCUGAUGAUAGCCUCAGGUCAACUAGCAUUAGAAAUAAAAGGAAAGGAGAUAGUGUUGCUGUGUUGGAAGAGUUUGGACAGGGUGGAAGUGAGUUGAGGACUGCAAGAUCCUCCAGUGCUGCAAGGACAUCUUCAACUGAAAAAUGUAAAAAUUUAGCUCCGAUGCCUGCUGAUAAAGUGACAAGAAUCGCUAGGUCUCCUGGUAACCGUGGUAUGCCAAAUGUAGAAUCUAAUUCAGAAUGCUCCAAAUCUUUGAAGAUGCUGCCUUCAGAUGAGUAUUGGAGAAAUGAAUCACAAGUUUCCUGCAGUAAUGAAAUGAAAUCAACACCUACAUUUGUAAGUACUGGAAAUUGUCAGAAGUUGCCUUCGAAAACGGAUAAUCGUCAUAUAAUUUCUUCGGAGACUGAAGGUGUUCGAAAUAUGCCACAAGAGACUAGCAAGAGUCUGAAAACAUCUGUACAGAAAUUGGUGCAACAUUUCAAAGCACCAAAGCAGAAUAUGGUGACAGACUUGGGUGGAACUUAUAAACAUAAGAUAAUAUUUCCCGUCAAGCUUUUCAUGCAGUUAUACUCUUGUGAUGAUGUGGAACUCCAUCCAUAUGGCCUUGUCAACUGUGGAAAUAGCUGCUAUGCAAAUGCUGUGCUGCAAUGCUUAACUUUUACUCGGCCAAUUGCUUCUUAUCUUCUUCACGGGUUGCAUUCGAAAACAUGCAAAAAUGUGGUACACAAAAUGGAAUCAACAUGUCUUGAGGAUGCUGGUGUCUCUGGUUCAUCUUCUGAAGAUUCAAGCCUUAUGGACCUGACUUUUGGCGGCUAUCUUCGGUCCAAGAUCAAAUGCAUGAAGUGUUCAGGAAGAUCUGAAAGAUUUGACCGAAUGAUGGAUCUUACCGUAGAGAUCGAUGGGAAUAUAUGGACACUUGAAGAUGCUCUUACACAAUUCACGAAAUCUGAGACACUUGGCGGAGAUGAUAAGUAUAAGUGCAGUAGAUGCAAGUCUUACGAGAAGGCUAAGAAGAAAUUGACUGUUCUUGAGGCCCCUAACGUUCUUACAAUCGUUCUCAAGCGAUUUCGGUCGGGCAACUUAGAAAAGUUAAAUAAGUUUGUGAAGUUUCCCAAGGUUCUUAACCUUUAUCCUUAUAUGAGUGGAAUGAACGACAAGUACCCUGUAUACGAGCUUUAUGCAGUGGUGGUCCACUUGGGAAUGAAUGCUGCUUACAGUGGCCACUAUGUGAGUUACAUCAGAGAUUUCAAGGGGGAUUGGUUCAAAUUUGACGACAGCCUGGUAAGUCACGUGGACCUGGAGACUGUGUUAUCUGUAGAAGCUUACAUUCUCUUUUAUGCAAGGCAUUCUCCACGAGUCCCAUCGUUGGUUAGGAGCAGCAGUUUGCAUUCUGAUGCGAAAACCAAGAGAAAUACGGAAGCAACCUCCUCAAGUAACAACAUUUCCAAGAAAAAGAAUUCAAAGGCGAAACAAAACUUCUCUGGCCGGCAUGUGGACCCCACAUCUCCUCGUCAGCUUUCCGGUAAACAACCCCAUUGGAUGUCUCCAAAUGAUUUCACGGGGGAGCAUGAGGUGGACCCUUAUGGCUGGGGAUUCCACAAAAACAACCCGCUAGCUGACUCAUCAUCAAGCGACAGCUCAUCCAUUUUCAGCACAUCGGAUGCUGGUUCAUACAGUACUGACGGCACCAAGGACUCUAGUGCAGAUGAUAUAUCUGGAUAUUUUUUCGGGUCUGGCUGGUACAACCCGCAAAAAUUGCAUUUGAGCCCUUGACCACGUGAGAAAUUUGGUAAUGGUGUAUAAAUAUUCUUGCUUCGAUUUGUGGCUGAUAUUUGCUUGGAGGUUGCUGACCUCAUGAAGCUUUCAAGGGAAUGUGUGGAGAAAGACACAGGGGCUGCAAUGGAUUAGGUCAGGCUGGGUAGUAACGGACUCGAACCUAGCCCGCACACGUGCCCAUGGACCCGCCCUGGCCUGUGACCAGCGAUGGGUCUAGAAGGUCGGGGCUACAACUUGGCCCAUUCCGAGGAGCCGGCCGUCGCCGUCGGCCGUGACUAGCCGGGCGUCGACCACUUUGUCGGCCGCGAGGCCGUACUUGCACAUCAAUAAACAUUCAAGCAUAAUAUAAUUUUUACAUUUUCCAUAAAUAAACUUACACUUCCAAGUGUAAAAAAAAGGGGAAAUUACUCAAAAAAUUAUAUUAUUUCUUUCUAUUAUUUUUUCUUAUAAUAAAUACUAUUGUUAUCUUCACUCACAUAAAAUGAUGUGGUGGAAGUUAUAAACCAAAUAGAUGUCCACACAACUUUUUGAUACCCAAUUUUAAUUUGCUAAAUAUUUUGUAAUUUUUAAGGUGGGUUAUCAUCGGUGUUUAGACAUUUAAAAUAAGAAAUGUAACAGACAUUUUUAUUAUUUUUACACCAAAAAUUUCUGUCCUCAAGAUAUUUUUUUUUUAAAUGUUGUAUAUAUAUAAAGUCAAA
This is a messenger RNA of Striga asiatica, 3601 nucleotides long. The record is from the annotation of a GenBank genome assembly. NCBI's taxonomy places the organism in Eukaryota, Viridiplantae, Streptophyta, Magnoliopsida, Lamiales, Orobanchaceae.